UGACGAAUCUAGUCAACAACAUCCAUUUGAAAGUUUUCUCUUUUACGUUGCCAAGCGCCAAGUGCCAAGUAUAGGAUCUGAAGAUCCUGCAAGGGACAUCACCACCUGCAGCACAUUCAUUUUUCGAUAGCAUACACUCUUUUAUCCGCUACCAUGACGACUCUCGACGAUAUCCUCGCUCUCCAGAAAACCGACAAUGUCCUUUACGCACCGGAGAUCAAAGAACCUGUGACUGAGAGUCUGAUUGUUGACAGCAGCGCUUCGAUUGGCACUCUUAGCAUCAGCCUCUACAAUUCAACACAAUCCUCGAAGGUGUACACAUACAUCACUGGGCUUGCAAUUAACAACAACAGUGCACUAUUUCUUCUUCAAUCAGACGGAGCAACGGCAUACUAUCCCUCGAAUCCCACCUCCAAUGGAACUGCACUCUCAGCAAACUGUGCUAUUGCACUUGGAGCUCCAGGCUCCACAAGGACGGUCACAAUCCCAUACAUCGCUGGUGGCAGAAUCUGGUUCUGCGUUGGCAGCACUUUGACAUUUCUCCUCAACCCAGGAAAUACCGGCGCUGGUCUCGUUGAACCGUCGGUCAGCAACCCCUCAGACCCAAACUACUUCUUGUCAUGGGAUUUCUGCGAGUUCACGUACAACAGCUUCCAACUCUAUGCCAACAUCAGCUACGUGGACUUCGUCUGCCUACCAAUUGCUUUGACACUCACAUCGACCACCGGAACAGUUAGCCACGUGAGCGGGAUGCCAUCAAACGGACUUGCGACCGUGUGCAGCAACCUCAUUGUUCAGAAUAACACCGACGGGGCAGGUUGGAGCCAGCUCGUCGUCACAAACAAUGGAUCAAACCUGCGAGCCCUUUCUCCGACCCAGGGGAUUGUCUUCAACUCCUCCCUCUUCGAGAACUACUGGACAAGCUAUAUCAACCAAGUCUGGGCGAAAUAUGUCUCUAGCCCGAUCUCUGUCAAUACGCAAGCAUCGUGGGGAACCAUGACCGGCUACACAUCCAACGAUCGCACCUCUCUGACGUUCAGCAGUGUCGGCUCCUUCACAAAACCGUCUGCAGCCGACAUCUUUGGAGCCAAUACCGGCGCCUUCGCACCGCAAGUCGAGAACACAGCUCAACUCCUCAACAUUGGCGCCCGCCUCGACGCGGCGUUCAACCGCAGCACACUGCUCAUUGACGCCGAUCAGCCAAAUAAUGAAGUCGUGAGUUCUUAUUACCAAAACAAUGUCACGAACCAUUACGCGAGGAUUGUGCAUGCAGCUAAUCUGGAUGGGAGGGGAUACUGCCAUCCAUAUGAUGAUGUCACGCCAGAUGGGGGUGUGGAUCAGAGUGGGUUUGUCAGUGAUGGAACGCCGGCGAGUUUUUUGGUUACUGUUGGAGGUGGGAAUGCUCAUGUGAAGAGAGAGGAGGGGCAGAAAAUUGCACAGACAAAGAGGACGAUGAAACGAAGUAUGCCUUGGGAGGAGGAUGUGAAGGUAGCAGUUGUGGAAGAGGAUGUUGAGAGGGACUUGGAGAAGGGAGAGCAUCCGAAGUUGCUGAACGAAUUGCCUGCGCCCAGUGGAGGGUUCAAACUGCCUGCCUUCAUUGAGCGAUAUCUGGCAUCUUAUCUUUCUAAACUUCAGUCCUCGCCUCUUUACAUCAAUCGACUUCUCCCAGUGAUGGUACUCGUCCAGCAGCUCAUGGUUUCCGUCCUCUCGAUCUCAAUUCGCCCCAUUGUAUCAAGAGUCUUUAUCGUCGCAUUCUUCAUCGUCUUCUAUUUCCUCGGUAUUUUGCCUAGCGGAUCUGAAGUGUCGACGCGGCGACGAAUCUUGGAGUCUUCGAUAGCUGCCGCGAGCGGCAACGGGACGGUUCUUCUACAGGGCAGUUGAGUGUUCCUUGAUGACAGGUGGUGCAUUUAAGAUAGCUUAAAUGAUAAUUAAUCAUUAAAUUGAUUGGAGUCUGGAGUUCAACUAAGAGAGGGGAGAAAAUUGAGGCUAUGUUACAGCAGGAUUCAAGCCAGCUUGGAAGCUAGUGAGACAGUAUUUUCCGGAGCAAAAUCACAUGAACUACCUCUAUUAACCAUCUGACACUUGAGACAGUUUCGUCUUAAU
This is a messenger RNA of Hyaloscypha bicolor E, 2103 nucleotides long. RefSeq names its product glycoside hydrolase family 64 protein. Bases 154 to 1881 code for a protein of 575 amino acids. The transcript is spliced from 2 exons. Lineage: Eukaryota; Fungi; Ascomycota; Leotiomycetes; Helotiales; Hyaloscyphaceae. The record is from RefSeq and is a predicted model, not a curated record.